Drosophila kikkawai is the source of this 2778-nucleotide messenger RNA. RefSeq names its product PDZ and LIM domain protein 7. Gene Ontology annotation, cellular component: Z disc; adherens junction; filamentous actin. The record is from RefSeq and is a predicted model, not a curated record. Gene Ontology annotation, biological process: muscle structure development; actin cytoskeleton organization. Lineage: Eukaryota; Metazoa; Arthropoda; Insecta; Diptera; Drosophilidae. Gene Ontology annotation, molecular function: muscle alpha-actinin binding; actin binding.
CAGUCGUGUGGAAGUGAAAACGAGAAGAAGCAAAAAAAAUCACACAAAAAAGAAGCAGCCGACUAGCCAAAGGCCAUAAAGUGUUAAAUACACUUUCCAUAAUUAGCCCACAAAGUGCUCCCAAUAUCUGUGGCCUUGAGUGUUUGAAAUUUUUGGAGUUUCCAUUGCACUUUUACGCACUUGCAGCUCAAGAUUUAAUGAUUAUAUAAUUCUAGUGAUUAUAUAAGCCCCAUAAUUGGACAAGAUUUCGCCGACGAGUCAAAGUUUCAGUCAACAGCAGUGGAAAAGUGGAAAAGCAAACGCUAUUCAGAUUGUGUGCUGAAAAAGCCGGCAAAAUACAAAUAAUAUUUUUGCACGGGCGAAAUUUUGACAGGCAAACAACAACAACUACUAGGAAAAGAGCAACUAAAAGUUCCGCAGGCAAAGAGAGCCAAGGAAAAUAGCUGAGAAAAUAGAAAAGCGGAAAAUAGGAAAAGUGAACAAACGGAGGAAGCAAGAGCGCCGCCAGCGCGAGUGCGAAUUUAUAAAUAAAACCAGCGGAUAGGAAGAGAGAUCCGGCGUCUCUUUGAAGAGCACGAGCGGGUAAACAAAAAAAGCGAUGCCGGAGCCAUUGGGACUGGUCUGGUCGGUGCCGGAGACGCGGAAGAGGGCGCCCGUUAUCAAGGUAUCCUGCGGCAUUGGCGACACCGAUGGCUUUCCCGCCUUCGACAUCGACUCGGAUGCGUAUGCCUCCAAGGAUGACACCAGAUGGGGUUUCCUUAUCACCGGUGGCGCUGAGUUCCAUAUGCCGUUAACAGUCUUCCAGGUGACCCCCGACGGUCUGGCCGACAAAGCGGGCAUUCGCCUGGGCGACAUCAUACUCGAGAUAAACGAGGAGGACGCCACGCAGCUGACUCUGUCCCAGGCCCACGAGAAAAUCAACGCAACGCCCAAGAAGAUACAUUUCCUGCUGCGCAACAUGGAGGAGGACGAUCCCAUGGGACAGUUCGAGGCCGGCGAGGAGAAGUCGAUUGUCAUGCGGAUUCCCAAGCCUUUGCCGCCGCCAAGUGGACGGAUUCGGGCCAGCUCCAUCGAGAUGCGCCUGCUGGAGAUGCAACGAAAGCUGUCGGCCAUUGCCGAAAUACCCAAAAUCCUGACCUCCACUUUGGCCACCGUCUCGCAGAGCUUUGGCCGGAUGAGCAAGUCGGAGGAGGAUGCAGAGGACACCUAUGUGCAGCGUAAAUUCUCCUACGACGAGGAUGCCCUUGACUUCGAGCUGAGGAAUGAUGGGGAACAGCCAGGUGACACUGACAGUGAUGAGGAUGAUUUGGUGCAGGUCGAAGAAGAUGAGGAUGAGGAUGAGGAGGAUUCAGCUGCCGCUGAAGGUGUCAAGCAAUCAAAGCUGCUGAAGGAUGUCACGCCGGAAUCGGAUUAUGCAUCGGAAGCCAAUUAUCCCUCAAAUGAGGCAAGCGAUGACACGGCAACCGAGGAUGAGCUGGAGGAGGCUGGCGACGCGGUGUACUUCAUAAAACUGCCAGAGGCGCUUCCCUCCGAGGACGAGGACGAGGAGAGCGACAAUGAAAGCGAUUUCUUAAACACCACCUACACCUGGAAUCUGCGCAAUGUGCCGAAGGUGCGCAUUAACGAUGCCGAGGCCGAUGGCGAACUGACACUGGGCCACCAAAAGAAGGAGCUGCCGGAGCUGGAGCAGGAGCAAAGUGAAGAGAAUAAGGAGGCACACCUGGAGCCGGAACAAUCAAAGGUGCGCCCUGCCACGCCCACACCGCAGGCCCCAAACCAGGACUCCGCCGAGGGACAGACACAAAAGUUGCUCUUCAGGCUGGAUAAACUGGAGCGAUCUUGGCCCUGGGCGGACCGCGAGAAAAUCAUCUACAAGCAAUCCACGUGUCAUCUGGUUCCCCGCAAGCCACUGGGAUUGGUGGGACAGCGAAUGCAGCUGCUGCUCAAGGACAGAAAGGAGUAAACCAGCGAAGGAGAGCCACGUUAAACAGUUCCUGCCAGUAGCUUAAGUCUAACCUCAGUGGGCUAGGAGUGACGAAGUAUCCAACUUUUAAUUGAGUUCAUUAUGCAAAUACACAGGCGACAACAGCAGCCUCAACUCUGGCAGCACUUCAAUUAAAAGCCGCACACCAGGGCGUAUGCGAAACUCUAUUCAAACACCCUUCACACCCACACACACACACACACACACCCUUCUCGCUUUGGUAAAAUUUUUAAUUAAAGUGCACUCUCGAAUGCCAAACAAAAAAAUCACUGCCAAGCCAGGCCACCCGUAACCAGAGUCAAAAUCAAGACGAAAUCCAAAACCAAAAGUAGACCAACUUGGCCAAGAGUCCCCUGAGCUCCAAACGCCACUUGCAACUUGGCCAGGUUAUGCAUUAUUUGUGACCUACCGCACCAUAAAUUUCAGUUGAAGGCCAACGCAAUGCACUUAUCCCCUCAGAACCAGGAUGUGCGAGUCACGCAAAAUACCAGCACGGGCCAUGACGAUGGCAGAAAACCAUUUCUUUAAACCCUAACCACAUUUUUAUAGCUUUUUGUACACGUUAAAAGAAGGUAGCGCUUCAUUAUUAGUAAAGACUUGAUGAAUAUCCGUUUUUCUUAUUAAUAUUUUCGAUUUUAAAAAUAAAUUUUGAUAUUGUUGGCUUGUUUUUAUGAUCAACCAAGUUCCUCUUAGAAAUUCUACUGACAUUUGUCGUUUGGCUAAGUUAUCAUUUGUACAAGAAAGAAAGAAAUUCAAGUAGUAAUUACAACUUUUAAGUUAAAAGUGAACACAGA